Pseudovirgaria hyperparasitica is the source of this 1056-nucleotide messenger RNA. RefSeq lists its product as uncharacterized. Gene Ontology annotation, molecular function: hydrolase activity, acting on acid anhydrides, in phosphorus-containing anhydrides. Gene Ontology annotation, cellular component: mitochondrion. The transcript is spliced from 3 exons. The record is from RefSeq and is a predicted model, not a curated record. NCBI's taxonomy places the organism in Eukaryota, Fungi, Ascomycota, Dothideomycetes, Acrospermales, Acrospermaceae. Bases 1 to 1056 code for a protein of 351 amino acids.
AUGAGUAGUAGGACACCGGGGAAAGGCUUAGAAAAGGGCAAGGCACCCGCAGUUCCUAAGCCAAGCUCAAGUGUCAUUCUGAUAUCCCCUGAAAAUCAAGCAUUGCUUCUUCAUCGAGUGAAAACUUCAUCUUCGUUCCCAAGCGCCCAUGUGUUUCCAGGCGGUAAUGUCGACAUGAAGCACGACGGCCCUAUUCCUGAUCCUCAAGAUCCGAAGAGGCAUGAAGAUGGGCCUGCGUACAGGAUGGCUGCGAUACGUGAGACCUUUGAGGAAAGUGGAAUACUGCUGGCAACAUCCCCGAAGACGGGGAAGUUGGUAGAGAUAUCGGACGAGGAGCGUGAACACGGUCGAAAGGCCAUACAUUCGGGAGAGAUUAUGUUUCAAGACUGGCUGGCAUCGAAAGACGCUAUUCCCGACACAGCCCUAGAUGCUCUCAUUCCAUUCACUCGCUGGGUCACUCCCACCAACGUUCCGAAGCGAUUCACUACACAGAUGUAUAUCUACUUCCUACCUCUGUCCAAUACCUCAAGGGAUGCUGGAGCCUCAGCCACAGCCUCUUUGGAAGGCGAGAAAGAGGUAGUAAUACCCGUGCCAACUCCUGAUGGAGGCGUAGAACAUACAGCAGCGCGAUUCUUACCGCCCUGGAAAUGGUUGUCCCUGGCUCGCCAAAAUCGUAUCAUACUGUUUCCUCCUCAAUUUUUCCUUCUGUCACUCGCCGGGCAGUACCUAUCACCAGAAGGUGCGCAAAAAUCUACAGAGGUAUUCCAGAAAGAGCGGAAGGCCUUGAUAGAGUUCAUCAACGAUCCAAAUACUGUGCCGUCAUGGGGCGACAAGUGCAUGUCGCCGUUGUUCUUGCUUAAACGUAAGAGCGAUGGUCGAACGGUGCUGGGACUCAACAAACCUGGUAUAGAGGCUGAGCAGUUUAACAGAACCGGAGACGAUGAGCGCGUUGUGUUUGUCAACUUUAAGAAAGAAGGUCCACGCGAUGUAGAAGUCGCUUGGAAGAAGGAUGUAUACAGAGAAGAGAGAGCUCACGGCGAGAAAGAGAAGCUGUGA